AUGCUCUUGAUCCCUAGUGAAUAUGAAUGCCAAGGCGGCGGUGGCAAGAAUAGCCGCCUCCUAACGAAAACGAACCAGCGAAAAGCCUUAUACAGCAUUGCUGAAGGCAAAAUCUACAACAAUAUUGGAUUGGAAGUGCCUUUUAAAAAGAGGUCUUGUGGCUCUAGCCACGGUUGGUUUGCCACAAUAGAAUCCGUCACAGACCAAGGUCCGAUUAUAGCACUCCGGGACCCUUUCAGAAAUCCGGCAUCGCCCAUUCUUCUCCCUCUCUUGGAUGUCAUACCCAAGAAACGUGACAAAAACUUCCACGAAUUCAAUGUGAUGAGAAAGGUCAUCUUCUCUGCUGACCCCGCUUUGAAUCCAGAUAACUAUGUGGUUGUAGCACUGUUACGUAAAGCUAAUCAUUUUGUGGCUAUUUAUGAAGAAUUUGCUUUCAUUCGUAUGAAAAGAGGCCAAAGCCAAAAACGUUGGACUUGGAUUAGUCCCCCAUUUCCGGUCGCUGAUGUUAUAUCUUACGAAACCCAAGUCCACCUACUUGGACAUCAGGGAGAGAUUUGGUCAUUAGAUGUUAACCCUUAUACUUCAAGAAUACGACGACUAAAGCUGCUUACACAUCCGGACGCAGGCUUCCACCGUUAUAGAGCUACAAGAUAUCUUGUAGAAUCAACCAAGGGAGACUUAAUGCAUAUCGAAAGAGUUUGUAAACAAAUACAAGGGGCCUACAAGAAUGUUAUGACUGAAAGCUUUAGGGUUUUCAAGGUGGUGUUCGACGACAAAGACGGAUAUGUUUUACAACAUGUUGAGGUCAAAAGCAUCGGAGAUGAUGCCUUUUUCAUAGGUGACAAUCAUUCCGUCUCUGUUUUGGCUUCCAACUUUCAUGGAUGCCAGUCAAAUUCCAUAUAUUACACCCAUGAUUUCUCAUCGUCGUAUUUUGUUUACGGAGACCAUAUCCAAUAUGAUACGCUAUAUGAUGACAUGCCAUGUCGCGAUAUGGGUAUCUUUAAUUUAGAGAGCGGAACCAUCACACAACAUUUCUCCUUAGAUCCUUAUUCUGAUUUGCAGGGGUAUAUACCGCCAGCAGUCUGGGUUGUACCCCAGUUUCAUGGACUCUGCUAG
Molecule: messenger RNA, 1116 nt
Organism: Prunus armeniaca (apricot)
Lineage: Eukaryota; Viridiplantae; Streptophyta; Magnoliopsida; Rosales; Rosaceae
Source: the annotation of a GenBank genome assembly